Messenger RNA from Vicia faba (fava bean), 429 nucleotides. The record is from the annotation of a GenBank genome assembly. Lineage: Eukaryota; Viridiplantae; Streptophyta; Magnoliopsida; Fabales; Fabaceae.
AUGGUUCGGGAGCGGAACUUCCCUAACGAUCUGAGGAGAGGUUUAGGUACUGUUUCCAAUUUCCCUCGUUGGUACAUUACAGAGGGACUGCUACUUCCGAAUCCGGGAAGUCCUUCUCGAAAGAGUCAUCUAAGGCUUUUCGACUUCAACUUGCCUUUAAGCCGGCCAGGCCAGUCUGCUUCUUCGAGUGAGGACUUGCUCGGCCCAGCUCGGUUCUCUCACUACCCGAAAUCCUUAUCUUAUCUAAUCUGGAUCCGGGCAUUUACCUUAAGAUCCAGCGCCUGCAGAAGUAAAGUGAUAGGAGAAGCUGCUGGUGGGAAAUAUCUAUUCAUCACACCCCUCUCACCCGAGCCUCCUGGAAAUAACCUUGGUCUCCAAUCUGCAGAUGAGUGUCUUCCCUCUUAUCCCUUCCCCAUUGUUUGGGUUUAA